GUUAGACGUGAGCCGCCUGUGAUUGGUGUAGGGCUGUGGUUUCCAGGUGUCGUGGUAGGCUGCGUUACCACGUCAGUGAAGUUUACAGGGAAGACUCCAGCCGGCUUGUAGCCGGGGCCUGUGAUAAGGUAGUGGCGCCUCUGGUCAGCAUUGAUUGAUUUCUAUGUGACCAGCAGCCGAGGAACAGGCAGUAAUCCGGGGACUCCGUGCCGACGUCUUUCUGCGUUCCUGCUGAAGGAGCUGAAUGUAAAGCCAACGUCACCGCCGCUGCCUAGGCCGCCAUCUUGGAUUGAGGGUCAGUCCCACUGACAGGGCUUCCAAAAUGGUGGACAGAAAUAUCUACAUCGUUCAGGGGGAAAUCAGCACUAUUGUUGGUGCCAUAAAACGCAAUGCACGAUGGAGCAUGCACACUCCUUUGGAUGAGGAACAGGAUCCUUUGCUGCACAGCUUCAGUCAGCUUAAAGAAGUCUUGAAUAAUAUUAAGCAUAUAUCUGAAAUUGAGCCCAACGUAUUUCUUCGUCCUUUCUUGGAGGUUAUUCGUUCUGAAGAUACAAGUGGCCCCAUUACUGGGCUUGCGCUGACAUCUGUGAACAAAUUUCUUUCUUAUGCACUAAUAGAUCCGGUCCAUGAUGGUACUGCUGAAGGAAUUGAGAACAUGGCAGAUGCAGUUACACAUGCCCGCUUUGUUGGCACAGACCCAGCAAGCGAUGAAGUUGUGCUGAUGAAAAUCCUGCAGGUCCUACGCACGUUGCUACUUACGCCAGUAGGAGCUCAUCUCACCAAUGAGUCUGUCUGUGAAAUUAUGCAGUCCUGUUUCCGCAUUUGUUUUGAGAUGAGGCUGAGUGAGUUAUUGAGAAAAUCUGCAGAGCAUACUCUUGUCGACAUGGUGCAGCUGCUCUUCUCAAGAUUGCCACAAUUUAAAGAGGAAGCAAAAAGUUUUAUUGGGGCCAGCAUGAAAAAGAUCUCUUCGUGUCUUCUCUCCAAAGUGGACACUAAUAAUGGUGAACAGUCCAAAAACCUCAACCAAUUAGAGAGGGUACUUCUUUUUAAGAGCCUAAAGUUGAAGAUGAGGGCUGGAGGUACCAGUGAAACCUCAAAAUGGAAGAAACAGAAGCGAUCGCCACGACCACCUCGUCAUUUGACCAAAGCAAUGACUGGAGUUGAUGCUCAACAGCAGCCUUUAAUUAAUGGCUCAACAAAUUCGGGUGGAAUUCCUUUCAUUGAAGCGUCCUCUCCAGAUGCUACCUCCCCUGUCUCAGCUGGAAGCUCAGAGGCCACAUCAUCUGCUGUGAGCCCCAUGACUGACAGUGCACUUGGAUUUUCCUCCCAGACUACAUCUAAAGAGGAUCUUUCUGAAAUAGACAAUGCAAACAUUGCAACACUACAGUCAUCUGGAGCCUUGUAUCUAUCCGAACAACCAAACCCAGAUGACCACAAGACUGAAGAAUUACUAGGAAGGAAGACUCAAUCUGCCUCUGUUGAAUCCUUACCUGAAGUUUUGGAUGAUAGCUCAUCACUGGCUGAACAUUCAGACUCUGCCUCUGUACAUGAUAUGGACUAUGUCAACCCUCGUGGAGUUAGGUUUACACAGUCUUCACAGAAAGAAGGAGUGGUUUUGGUUCCUUAUGGAUUACCCUGUAUUCGUGAACUUUUUCGCUUUCUCAUUUCACUUGCCAACCCCCAUGAUCGCCAUAACUCCGAAGUGAUGAUGCACAUGGGAUUACAGCUGAUUACGGUGGCAUUGGAAUCUGCCCCCAUAGCAAAUUAUUCCUCACUUCUGGGGCUUGUGAAGGAUGAGCUCUGUCGACAUUUAUUUCAGCUGUUAAAUGCAGAGCGAUUGAACUUGUAUGCAGCUUCCUUGCGAGCUUGCUUCCUUCUGUUUGAAGGCAUGCGAGAACAUCUAAAAUUUCAGCUGGAGAUGUACAUAAAAAAGCUGAUGGAUAUCAUUACUGUGGAGAAUCCAAAGAUGCCAUAUGAAAUGAAGGAGAUGGCUCUAGAAGCUAUUGUACAACUUUGGAGGAUACCUAGCUUUGUAACUGAGCUUUACAUAAACUACGACUGUGAUUUUUACUGCUCUAAUCUCUUUGAGGAUCUCACCAAGCUGCUCUCUAAGAAUGCCUUUCCAGUAUCUGGCCAACUAUAUACCACUCACCUACUUUCAUUAGAGGCUUUGCUGACCGUCAUUGACAGCACAGAAGCACAUUGUCAGGCUAAGAUUCUGCGUAACACUUUGCAACAGGAUACAAAAGAGACAGGCAAAACCACUGUGGAUAACUCAGAGAAAUCUCUAGAGUCUCUUAACGGGAGUGAACAUGCUGUAGAAAGCACCGCCGUAAUCACAAGUACGGAAUCCAAGGGGGCUCCAACCAGCGGGCAUUUAAUGGCGGACAAAAUGAGUCUUGGCAUUCAGGAGGCAGAGAGUGCCUGUACUGGAGUUGAUAAGACCCCGAAGGUACCACUACGGUUUUCUUCUGCACUUCCAGCUGUGCAAGAACUAAAUGAUAUAAAAAACAAGAAAAAGCUUGUCAUCACUGGAACAGAGCAGUUCAAUCAAAAGACAAAAAAAGGGAUACAGUUUCUUCAGGAAAAGAAUCUCUUGGCUACACCAAUGGAUAAUAAUGAAGUGGCUCAAUGGCUCAGGGAGAACCCCAGACUAGACAAAAAGAUGAUCGGGGAAUUUGUGAGCGAUCGCAAAAACCUUGAUUUGCUUGAGAGCUUUGUAGGGACGUUUCAAUUCCAGGGUCUUAGAAUUGAUGAAGCUUUGAGGCUUUACCUUGAAGCGUUUCGCUUACCAGGGGAAGCACCUGUGAUUCAUCGGCUUUUAGAGGCCUUUACAGAACAUUGGAGGAAAUCAAAUGGGACUCCUUUUGCACAUAGUGAUGGCUGCUUUGCUUUGGCCUAUGCUGUUAUCAUGCUGAAUACUGAUCAACACAAUCACAAUGUUCGCAAGCAGAAUGUUCCAAUGACUCUGGAGGAGUUCCGAAAAAAUUUGAAGGGGGUGAAUGGAGGAAAAGAUUUUGAUCCGGAUAUGCUAGAAGAUAUGUACCAUGCGGUCAAAAAUGAUGAAAUAGUCAUGCCAGAAGAGCAGACUGGACUAGUAAAGGAGAACUACAUGUGGAGUGUACUGCUUCACCGAGGAGCCACCCCAGAGGGCAUCUUCUUGCAUGUUACUCCAGGAAGUUAUGAUCAUGAUCUCUUCACAAUGACAUGGGGUCCAACUAUUGCCGCACUCUCCUAUGUGUUUGACAAGAGCAUGGAAGAGACCAUUAUACAGAAAGCUAUUUCUGGAUUUAGGAAAUGUGCAAUGAUAUCUGCUCACUAUGGAUUAAGUGAUGUUUUUGACAACCUCAUAAUUUCCCUGUGCAAGUUUACAACUCUUAGUAGUGAGGCUGUAGAGAAUCUUCCUACUGUUUUUGGAAGCAACCCAAAGGCCCAGAUAGCUGCCAAAACUGUUUUCCACCUAGCACACAGACAUGGCGAUAUUUUGCGUGAGGGCUGGAAAAAUAUCAUGGACUCUAUGUUGCAACUCUUCAGAGCUGAGCUGCUGCCAAAGGCUAUGGUUGAGGUUGAAGACUUUGUUGAUCCAAACGGCAAAAUUUCUCUUCAGCGGGAAGAAAUCCCUGCAAAUCGUGGGGAGUCGUCUGUCCUAAGUUUUGUCAGCUGGCUAACCCUGAGUGGCACUGAGCAGUCAAAUCUGAGAGGACCUACUGAAAACCAAGAAUCCAAGAAACUAGCAUUGGAGUGUAUAAAGUUAUGUGAUCCAGAGAAACUCAUUACAGAGAGCAAAUUUCUACAGCUGGAGUCCUUGCAGGAAUUAAUGAAGGCUUUGAUAUCUGUGACUCCGGAUGAAGAAACAUAUGAUGAAGAAGAUGCUGCGUUUUGCUUAGAGAUGUUGCUGAGAAUUGUUCUUGAAAACAGAGACCGUGUGGGCUGUGUGUGGCAAGUUGUGCGCGAUCACUUUUACCAUCUUUGUGCUCAUGCAGUGGAGUUCUGCUUCCUUGUUGAACGUUCUGUGGUUGGACUGCUACGACUUGCUAUUCGACUUUUACGGCGUGACGACAUCAGUGCACAGGUUCUUCUUUCCCUCCGCAUUUUGCUAAUGAUGAAGCCAAGUGUCCUUACCCGAGUAAGCCGCCAAGUUGCUUUCGGCCUUCAUGAACUGUUAAAGACCAAUGCUGCCAACAUCCAUUCUAGCAAUGAUUGGUACACACUGUUUUGCCUGCUGGAGUGCAUUGGUGCAGGGGUGAAGCCUCCACCUGCCCUGCAGGUGACAACCAGGAGCGAUAAUGACACAGGUGCACUGUCAGACAGUGAAGUGUCUUCAUACCAUUCAACUGAUGUGAGCCUGGAUCGUGGGUACACCUCAGACUCUGAGGUAUACACAGAACAUAGCAAGCAAUCAAAGAUGCACCGAUCUGUCACUGAUGUGGAUAUGGUGAAUAGCGGUUGGCUGGUGGUUGGAAAGGAGGAUGUGGACUCUUCUAAAGUGUCUGCAGCAGUGACCAAGCCUGGUGCCAGCACUCCAGUAAACCAAUACAGUUUAGUAAUUGGUUUGGACUUUGGUCCACAUGAUACAAAAUCUCUCAUGAAGAGCGUGGAGUCUCUUUCUUUCAUUGUCCGAGAUGCUGCACACGUUACACCAGAAAACUUUGAGCUGUGUGUGAAGACUAUUCGUGUCUUCGUAGAGGCGAGUCUAAACGGAGGUGUGUGGUACAAAUCACAGGAUAAGAGAGCGAAGAGCCAUAAGUAUGACAAUAAAGCUAGCCGUUUCAAGAAGAAAAGUAAAGAGAAAGAGAAUACGUUGCGCCGCUCAAGAGUCUCCAACCAGCGCCAGUAUCGUUCUCACAGCGAUGAUGAGGAAGACGAGACUGUGCCAGCUAGUUACCACACUGUGUCAUUACAGGUUAGUCACGACCUUCUUGACUUGAUGCACACACUUCAUACAAGAGCUGCAACCAUUUACAGUUCCUGGGCAGAGGAACAGCGCCAUCUUGAGACUGCAGGAGAAAAGAUCACAGCCGAUGCUAGAACUUUGUGGUCAAACUGCUGGUGUCCAUUGCUACAGGGAAUUGCAUGGCUUUGUUGUGAUGCUCGACGUCAAGUUAGGAUGCAGGCUCUUACCUACUUACAGAGAGCACUUUUAGUCCAUGAUCUCCAGACAUUGGAUGCACUUGAUUGGGAAGCCUGCUUUAAUAAGGUGCUAUUUCCACUGUUAACAAAACUCUUGGAGAACAUAAGCCCCGCUGAUGUGGGAGGCAUGGAGGAGACAAGAAUGAGAGCAUCUACCUUGCUUUCAAAGGUCUUCCUACAGCAUUUGUCUCCUUUACUGUCUCUUUCCACCUUUGCUGCUCUGUGGAUGACAAUACUAGAAUUUAUGGACAAGUACAUGCACGCUGGCUCCAGUGACUUGCUGAUGGAGGCCAUACCCGAAUCCUUGAAAAACAUGCUGCUAGUUAUGGACACGGCUAGAAUAUUCCACAGUGCAGACUCACGGACAGGAUACUCAGACCUUUGGGAGAUUACAUGGGAGAGAAUAGACUGUUUCCUGCCUCGGCUGAGAGAAGAGCUUUUCAAGCAGACAGUAAUACAGGACCCACCCCAUGUAUCUGCAAGUGAAGCACAUCCUCAAAAGACUCUAGGGCCUGCUUUUGUUCCUGCUCCUACAGAGCCCAGACCUGUGCCACAGCCAGCUCAUCCCGAGCAAAUACCAAGUGAAAAUGACUGUACAAGCCCUGGAUUAUCUGCCGUUCCAAUUCCUGGAUCUAGCCCUUCCUGUGCACCCAUGAGGAUAAGCCCUGUAAAUGAGAUACCUCCUCCUCUAAGUCAGUCUCCUCUCAUCUUGCACCCCCUACCAUCUCAUUUGCAGGUUGGAGUUCCACCGAUGUCUCUGCCAAUCAUCCUAAAUCCUGCAUUAAUAGAAGCUACCUCUCCUGUACCCCUCCUGUCUACUCCUCGACCUGCAGAAACAUCACUAUCACCAGUCUCGGAGGUCAACUAAUCACCUGCUUUUCAAACCUAGGCCUGAUUUACUUUGAACUACUUUUUGUUUCUGGCAUGGGAACCAAUCGCCAUUUUAUUUAAUGAACAUGGUAAUCGUAAAACAAUAAACAAUAGAAAACAUUUGCAAAGGAUUGUUCUGGAAAACAAGCCUCCUCUUGAAAUUCUGUUUUGGAUCAUCUGUCUAGCCAUGCUGGUUGCUUGUGUUACAAUCAUACCAUUGUAAUGAACUCUGUACACUGUAAAGAUAUUUUAUAUCGGAGAAAAAAAACACAGGUAGAUCUAUAAUUCAUCAUUACAUUGAGUUCUAGUUAUUUUAAAUGAGUGUGAGCCAUCGUUUGUAAAAAAAAAAAAAAAAAGAUAUCUGCUGAAUAAUGACCCUUUCCUGAAAACUGUUAUCACAUGCAAUGGAGGCACACAAUUAUGUGGCACGCAAUUAAACAGAUUUGCCUGUUUGGAACUGGAAAUACUUGGAUGUUUUGAGGAUUAGUUCUAAGUGAUAUGCCUAAUUUAAAACUCAUUAGCUCCGCCUUCAAAAUGGCUGCCUCCAGUGUGUGCUGGCAGUAAACACGUGUACAUCUGUCAUUAUGUUAUUAGCAUGCAGUUAUAUUUUAUUUUUACUUAAAAACACCAAAGGAAGCACAGGUGCUAUUUUACUUCCAUGCCAGGAUAACCAAUGUUCCUUUCUCCACAAGCAAGGUCAUCUUACUGCUAUUCUGUAACAGUGCUGCAAUAAGAAUCUGUCCACUCCUUCAAAAUAUAUGUUCAAAACGCGAAUACUCUUUACGUUUCAUUGGUUGUAUCACCUUGACAGAUGAGCUACAUUUACCAGAAUAGAUCCAAAGUGUGAAAAUGUCCUUUUAGGUGCAAUAGCACAGUGGCUGGAAUACUGCUACUUCAAUUGAGGAUGUUCAUAGAAUUUGAUUUUUAAAUUAUUAAAAUGUUUGCAUGGACUGACGUUGAUGACAUAGGGUUUGAUUUACAAAGCAAACACGGGAAUGUUACCCAUAGCAAAUAUGUGGCUUUCUUAUUCCACUUUAGAAAAAUAUCAGGUGGAAUCUGCUUGUUAUGGGGAACAAAGCCUAGUGUUUCUACACUUUUCAAAUCGGUAAAUCUGCUCAGAUGGAUUUUAAAUGCUGUCAGUUUUUAUUCUAUGUAAGAGUUGCUAUCCACAUUUGUACAGCUUCUUUGUUUUUUGUUAUUAAAUAGUAUUAAUUACAUUGUUUAACCCAUUCUUUUUCUUAAUGGCCCUAUGUAAUUGGUUACAGAGCGUUGUAGCUUUCCCCUUUCAAAGUUUACACUUGUACCCAGGCACUGUGAUUUCUCUGUCUAGUGACCAUGUACAUUAAUUCAGUAAGAUUUUAGCAUACAUUUAUAUUUAUUCCUGUUUCAUUUGAGGUAGAGAGUGCAAUUUAUUUUCCAUGCAAAAAUCUCUCAAUUCUCAAGUUUCAUUUGUCUCUCUUGUAUGGUUGCGUAUACCUACAAACUGCUCAUCACUAUACAUAUACAGAUACAUAGUGUAUAUAAUGAAUGCAAAAUAAAAUGUACUUUUUAUGAUGUAAUAAAGUCAGUGUAUGUUUAA
Molecule: messenger RNA, 7579 nt
Organism: Rana temporaria (common frog)
Lineage: Eukaryota; Metazoa; Chordata; Amphibia; Anura; Ranidae
Gene: GBF1
Product: golgi brefeldin A resistant guanine nucleotide exchange factor 1
Exons: 41
Coding region: 323-5998 (1891 amino acids)
Biological process (GO): regulation of ARF protein signal transduction
Molecular function (GO): guanyl-nucleotide exchange factor activity
Source: RefSeq, a predicted model, not a curated record